This is a messenger RNA of Nematostella vectensis (starlet sea anemone), 4804 nucleotides long. RefSeq names its product tripartite motif-containing protein 2. The transcript has 17 exons. Gene Ontology annotation, molecular function: ubiquitin protein ligase activity; zinc ion binding; protein binding. NCBI's taxonomy places the organism in Eukaryota, Metazoa, Cnidaria, Anthozoa, Actiniaria, Edwardsiidae. Gene Ontology annotation, biological process: protein polyubiquitination; proteasome-mediated ubiquitin-dependent protein catabolic process. The record is from RefSeq and is a predicted model, not a curated record. Bases 190 to 3387 code for a protein of 1065 amino acids.
UUUAAAAUUAUAUGAAGGCUUCAAUAGUUUUCGACUUUGAUGUGAUUACUUUUUGGGUUCUCUCUAAUCUCUCUUGACAGAUGUCGUAAUUUCUCGGAAUAAUCAGGACCUCCCACAACAAGGAUCAGUAGAAAAUACCAGGGUAUCAAUCCCGGGGUUUUAUUCUCGUGUUCAUUCAGAGGCCCUCCCAUGUCCAAGGUAGAUGAAAGAGAAAAACAUGCUAUUCGGAAUCGACUCCGGUCGUCACUUAUGCGAAGGAUUCAAAAGACUGCCGGAAACGGCAAUAAUAUUACCACCGACAACCACCUGCCAACCAAACUUCCCGGUCUUGCGAGAAAGAAAACACUAUCAAUGGACCAGGUGUCUACUCAAACCCUUGUGCAGAAGACUGCGCAAUUCAAUGGUCGGGGAAACGAAACCAAGAACAUGCAGUCUCUUCCAGUGCCUCUACAAAAAAGCCACAAUAGACCUAAAGAACGCGAAGCAACCACCCCAAUAAAACAGUCUACCAGAACAAAGAGGGCAAUUAGUGACAGUAAAAAACAAAGAAAUGCAUGCGAAGGAAGCAUUCCAAGAAAAUGUUCCGAAGUAUCACGAGUGAAUGCGCCGUGGUCUCCCAGAAAACGAGCUGGUGACUCAGGGAAGAAAAUCCUAUAUUCCACAAGCAAUCCAGUCAAACAAGCUGUAGUUAUAGAUAAACACGAACCCAAGGAGCAUACAAAGGACGAAUCCCUAAAUGUUGGUAAGACUAUUUUGUUACCUGAAGCCCUGAAACAGAUUCUGAAGAAAGGACGACCAGAUGUGACCAGGUAUUCAGCGAAAACAGAUAACUCAGGCUGCAAGCAGAAAAGCCAUCAAAUGAUAAGACGCGACGAGGAGGCACCCAAGAAUGUCCUUAACAUGGCGUCGCUUCAUACAAGCAGCAUUAAUCAGACAGCAUCCGCUCAGACCACGAAGGAGCACAAGAUGGCGUCGGUUCAGCGCGAUGACCUAGACCUUGGGCCGACGCCGGAUUCUCCCAUGAUGCCAGGAAGUAAUGUCAACCUGUUUUGUCCGCUGUGCCAUGAGAUGUUUGCAAACCCGCGCCUGCUACCCUGUCUGCAUACGUUCUGCAAGCGUUGCUUGGAAAACCUCGUCCCGCCGCGUUCACACACGCUUUCCUGUCCCUCGUGCAGACUGGAUGUAGCUCUCGGUGAGAGAGGAAUAAAUGGCUUCGCGCCUAAUUUCGUCGUCACGACAAUGAUUGACGUGGCGGCGGUGCGUAACCAUGAUCAGAAGCCAAUCCUGUGCAGUAGCUGCGAGGAGAAGCUGCCCGCGGCUGCGCGCUGUAUAGAGUGUAUGGACUUCCUGUGUUACGACUGCCGCAAUGCACACAUGCGCCUUAGACUUACAAAGACACAUCGGGUUGUGUCUAUAGAAGAGCUGCGGUCCAGUUCUCACCCUGAAGACUUGUUGCACCGCCCAAUAUUCUGUUCCGAUCAUGGUCACGAAAAACUGAGGUACUUCUGCGAAUCAUGUGACCAGGCCAUCUGUCGUGAGUGCACCAUGACAACACAUUCAACCGCCAAUCACAAGUACACACAGCUGACGGAUACGAUUGAUAAGCAGACCAACUCCAUACAGACAUUGGUGGAGAAACUGCGAAGGAAGAUACCAGCAGUUGAGCAGUCCACCAAAGACGUUGAAGAGGUCACGUGUCGCCUAGAGGCUAGAGCCGAGGUUGCCAAGUCUGAGGUGCAGAAAUGCUUCCCUAGGAUUCUUAAGAUCUUGCAAGAUCGCGAGAAGAGCAUGAUGAACGAAGUCGAGUCGGUUGUUCGGCAGAAGUCCAACGUGCUAAGUAUGCAGCAAGAAAGAUUAGAGAACGAGCUCAAAAGGCUUAGCAUCACUUGUACUUUCACAGAACAAGUCCUUCGUCAUGGUAACUCGGUGGAAAUCCUUGUUGUUAAAAAGCAGCUUUGUGAGCGUCUCAACGAGCUUAUCACCGCCAAGUUUCAAGGCGAACCAGAGGAGAACGACAUAGUGUACUUCGUAGCAAACCAGGAGGAUGUCGUUAGAGCGAUUGAGGGACUUGGACAGAUCAAAACUAGCCAGGCGUUCCCCACGAUGUGCGCGGUGGCUGACAAUGUAAACCGUGCAUUCAGAGGAAAGAAGAGUCUGUUUUCUGUUCAAACACGCGAUCACCUAGGUAACCCGUGUUCGGGUGGUGGAGAAGACGUACUAGUCGAUGUGUACUCGGCAGAUGGUCGGACCGUGCCCGCUGAAGUAAGAUCUGACCCGACUACGGGGAGCUACUCCAAGCGCCUAAUUCACCACUCAAAUUUAUCGCCGACUGACUCCUGGUCUCAAGGCCGUGAAAAAGAAAGGUUUGGGCGAGAGAGCGGGACUCAACUUUAUGGACAAGAGAAAACUGUGGAAGAUAAUCGUAAUGGUACAUAUGGCGUAUCUUACACCCCGCAGAGCACAGGCAUGCACAAGGUCUCCGUUACAGUGCGUGACAAACACAUCCAGGGAAGCCCUUUCAAAGUGAACGUCAUGAACCCCGGCAGUGACUCCUUUGUUAAAUUCGGAAGAAAAGGCUCGGAUAUCGGAGAGUUUAACGGGAUAUUCGGGGUUGCUGUGGAUGACGAGGGGCGUAUUAUCGUGACAGACUGCCAUAAUCACCGCGUCCAGGUGUUCAACGCACAGGGGGCUUUCAUGUUCCAGUUUGGCCGCAAAGGGGAAGGGAGCGGCCAAUUCCAGUGUCCCACAGGCGUCGGGAUUGAUCCAGAGGGCAGGAUUGUGGUGUGCGAGAGACUCAGUCCGAGGAUACAGAUCUUUGACCGCGAUGGAAUGUUCCAGCAAAAGUUCCACGUGCCUGACCUGAAAGCUUCUACCCUAGCCGUAGACGAAAACCGAAGGAUCAUAGUGGCCGACUCGGCGAAUAGGUGCAUUCAUGUCAUAUCCCUGGACACAGGACAAUCAUUCAAAUUCGGUUCGUUUGGAGACGGUAAUGGCGAGCUCAGUUACCCGUGCUAUGUGGCCGUUAAUCCACAAGGCCAUAUCAUCGUAUCAGACAUGCAUAGUCAUCGCAUUCAGAUCUUCGAUUCAAGAGGUAGAUUCCUGUUUAAUUUUGGUCGCAAGGGAAGCCAAGAUGGCGAGUUGCAGAGGCCAACAGGGGUGGCCGUGAUGCAGAACGGGCACAUCAUCGUGGCCGACCGCGAUAACCACCGUAUCCAAGUGUUCAGCAGUGACGGGCGAUACUUCGCCAAGUUUGGCAGCAAAGGGGAGGGUGAUGGCCAGCUGAACGACCCGCAUGGACUGGCUCUGACACCAGACGGCAAUAUAUGCAUCGCUGACUUCCGAAAUAACAGGGUUCAAGUGGUUCCAGGCGGAAUUUUGUUACACUAAGGUUAUUAGACCUGUCCAAUGGUCAAAUCAAACUGCCACUGCUAAAAUAAAGACACGCUGUUACACGAGUGUUGAACUUGAAAUGGAUGGCAAAGCCUAUCAGGGUAAUUCUCCAUUGGAGGAGAAGCUUGAAUAACAGCACAUACUAAUUUGUUUUUCAUGCACUCCUUCACAAACCGACGGCCGAGUGUGCCAUAAGGUUAAGCUUUCUUCGAGGUUCCUCACUACUAACGCAAGCAGCGCUGUAACAAUGGGUGUUAUGUGUUUCAGAAGUCUGAUGAGCUUCUCUAAUGGUGAUCUGUACAUUACUUCGCACGUGACCUAUCACAUGUUACCCCCACAUUUGUCAAACCAGCUUGUUCCAGUCAAAACGUUCAAUUGGAGCAUUUAUCUCGAAAUCCGGCUAUAUGGACAAGCUAAUCAUUAUGCUGGAUAGUGAAAUGGCAGUUUUCCUGAUUACUAUAUGAACGAAUACCGUGCUUGAAGGCAUUUCUUAAGACGCGAUAAAUGAAUGAAAACAUAGCCUAUGAGAUAUGUACUUAUUAUACAAUUGUAUGUAAUUUUUAUUUAUGAUAGGUAGGGUCUUAAAGUACUAAAUGCAGGAAAUACAAAGCAUUUUCUUUCAUAUUUUUCUUAUGCCUAGCUCGCAGUACCGCUCAAAUGAAACAAAACUCAGUAUUGUACCACGAGCUGGAAGGAAAUUACUUCAGAAACUGCCAGCUAAUAGGAACAAGAGCUACCCGCCUACGGGCCUGAAGUGCAAAGAGCGUGGAUUAAGGGUAGCACUGUCGCGAGUACCAAGGAAACGAGCUUCCAAUCACCUAUAGUAGGCUUUGUUUUUCUCUCUUGCUGCCUCCACAGCGCUCUUGUCCCACGCUGAUUCCUAUUGUAUUUAAAUAGCAUGGUUCCUGGCGUUCUCUUUGGGAUUCCUGUGUUGGCCGUGAGACUGGGGAGAGCCAUCCUGUGACGUCACAAUUUUAACCAACCACAGGGUAACCAAUGAAUAUCCCGGGUAAGAACGCCUUGAACUAGGCUGCAAAAAUUACAUAUACAGCCAUAAAAGUUUGCUAUGAAGUCCUGGGUAGGCAUGCAAAGACUAGAAAAUGAAGUAAAUCACACAGAUGUUAGGCUCCAUACAUUAGAUGAUUGAUCGUUAGCAUAGGACUUUUAAUUCAAAUCCACCCCACAUGAAAUCUAAUCUGAAAUUCUUCUCACUCUUAAUUAAAGAAGUAUACAUACCAAUUUGUAAAUCCCGAAAAGCCAGAUGGAGAUUUGUGUGGAAUUAACUGCAUUCACUGGAGUAGAGACUGAGGUUGUUAUUGAAUAGUGGUAUAAUAGUACGUGAGUGUCGCUUGUUAAGGGAUGCGUUGCACACGUUUGUAUGACUUGAGAAAGUAAAAGGAUGCGUUCGUUUGAA